Gaeumannomyces tritici R3-111a-1 is the source of this 313-nucleotide messenger RNA. RefSeq lists its product as hypothetical. Bases 1 to 243 code for a protein of 80 amino acids. Lineage: Eukaryota; Fungi; Ascomycota; Sordariomycetes; Magnaporthales; Magnaporthaceae. The transcript has a single exon. The record is from RefSeq and is a predicted model, not a curated record.
AUGGGCGGCGUCUCGGCGGAACUACGGCUGAUCAACAUUGCAUGGGAUCAGUGUGUUCUGCGCCACGGCAACCUGACUGAGAGCACUUCGACCGUCGACAAUACGAUGGGAGAGACCUCCUUGGCGCUGGGCGCUGGCACGAAGUUGACAGGCUACCGUCUGUUUGUCUUCUAUCGGAAGCUCACUUUAAGCCGGAACCUUGUUUUCAACGUGGCCCAGGACAAGGCCAUAUUGAGCAAUUGAGCUUUCGUCGUCAAUCACUCCGACGGUGCCGGCGCCCGUGUGGCGGACUCUGGGGAGACAACAUCCUCAC